CAUUCCCAGUGUUUUUCAUUUAUCGGCAUUGUUUUUGCAAAUGGAUGAUUUUCAUGAGGAAAUCUUGGACGACGAUGAGGAUCCAAAGCAAGUUUUGAUCUUCAUCGUGCAUGCGGUGAGCAUCAUCAUGUUGUGCAAACUCUGUUGUUGCGCUCCAGCGCAACCAGUGCAGACGAACCUUCGUGGGGUCGAGGUGAGCAGUAGUGCCUUGCAGCAGCAGAAACGAUUGUGCAAAAGUUAUUUGCUUUGGCUGAACCCUCUGGUCCCAGCGCAUCAUUUUUACUUGGAGCGCUUGGUGCAUGGGCUCGUGGCACUUUGGACGCUAAACUUCUUUUUAGUUGGCUGGUUACUGGAUGCCAUUUUCAUGCCGCACUAUGUUCGCUCCUUCAACGCACUGCGGUGUGCUCCAAUAGCUCCAUACGACAAUAGCAGAAGGAGGCUCUUAUGCCACAUGCCAAUGUUCAUUCUUGCUGCAUUGGCGGGUCUGCUGGCUAUCGUUGUCUAUCUUCCGGUCACCUUGCAUCACUUCAAGGUGGUUGACAUUGAUCGAAUUGCCGCCCAAACACAGGUCAACCCAUACGAGCUUCUUGGACUUUCGAAGGGCGCUUCUUCUAGUGAGGCCAAAGCUGCUUACCGAAGUGCCAGUUUACAGUGGCAUCCUGAUCGCAAUCCAGGGUGUGGAAAGGAAUGCGAGAACAAGAUGUCGGAGAUUACAAAGGCUUACGACCUCAUCAAGAAGCGUCAAGCACCGCCCCCACAAGAGGCCACCUGGGAGGCUUGGAUGCAGGCCGUGGUCCAAGACUGGAAGCACGUCCUCGAGGUCUUCGACACUGCGAGUGGGGCGAGUGGGUAGGGGUUCAAGCCCUGCAGUGUCUUCUGCAGGGGUUCGUGAAACUCAUGUACAGACUCCGUGCUUCAAAGUUUCACGAAAAGGUGAUCCAUUUGGGCACAUUUUUGCAUUUUCUCUCAUUUUUUGCUCUGGGGAACAGCAAUAAGAUGCUAUAACACACACAAACAAAACUUUAUGCUUUCUUGCUCUCUCGCAGAGCCUCUCAAGACAAGCCGUGCUCCAUGCAUCGUGCCGCUCUGAGACGAGCAGGUGGUGACCUUUGGGCAUCCAUUCGUUGAUUCAGCUAAUGCCG
Messenger RNA from Durusdinium trenchii, 1142 nucleotides. The record is from the annotation of a GenBank genome assembly. NCBI's taxonomy places the organism in Eukaryota, Dinophyceae, Suessiales, Symbiodiniaceae.